AUGGCCUCAUCAACCCAUGAAACCUCAAAUUUCCAAAUGCUUCAACAAGGUUCUUCGUGUCGACCCAUGUUGCUCAAAGAUUUUCUCCGAGACGACAAUAGCUAUCAAUAUUCGGACGAGCUCCGAUUAAUGUACUCUAAAAACGGUCGAUGCAAGUCAACGGCAUCCUCAAAGUCAAACGACGAGCGGUCUCCCGAGUUCUUGCUCGUCAGAAGCUGGUCGAGAAAGGCUGCCGCCAUAAGAUUAUCGGCUUUCCAUAAAGUGAUUAAGUUCUUGAGGAUCGCGAAAUCUCCUCCAUCCAUGGAUUUGUCGAGGGGCGAUUCAGGAAAAUCGACCGAGGAUGAAGUCAAAGUCAAAGUCAAAGUCAAGGACAUAUUGCGGUGGAGGUCGUUCCGCGACUUGGCGGAGGAUUUGACUUUUCGAGGCGAUGAAGAUGAUGAUGACGAAGAUCAGCAAUUAGCUGAAAAAUGCUGUCUUGGCACAAAUGGUGCAUUAUUGAUGAACAACAAGGGGGAUUGGUCUAUGGAAGAUUGUGAGCAGCAAAGCCCUGUUUCAGUUCUCGAUGGUUCCCCAUUUCAAGAAGUUCCAGAAUCUUCCAUGUCUCCUUUGCAUCAAGCUCUUGCCAAUUUUGGAAGGGCAAAAUACAUGAUCACAAAGCGAAUUCAAGAAUUCAAGAACACCACGAAACCAAAUCCGACUCAUAAAGAUGGUUUUGGAGCCGAGGGAACAAAUGUAGCCGAUGUGAAAGCCAGACGAUUAUUGAACAACAUCAAAGAAGACGGUCUAAUAAUUAGUCAGAACGCCAUCGAAAAUAUGAUAUUGGACUUUUUCGUGCACGAGCUCUCUAUAAGUGGAAAGGUUAAUGAUCCCGAGUUUCAUGAUGAGUUAAUGGAGAUGGCAAAAUCUUGGAUUAUCGGAGAAUACGAUCACGAGUCCUAUUUGUGGGAGGUUGGAGAUAAGAGGAAAGCUUAUGUUAAGGAUAUGGAGAAUGGAGUGUAUUGGAACAAGUUUGGACAAGAACAAGAGGAGGUCUCGAUGGAGCUUGCGGCCGAGAUAUUUGACAAGUUGAUCGGUGAUGUUUUGGUCGAUUUUCUCAACAAAUGA
Messenger RNA from Striga hermonthica, 1104 nucleotides. The record is from the annotation of a GenBank genome assembly. Lineage: Eukaryota; Viridiplantae; Streptophyta; Magnoliopsida; Lamiales; Orobanchaceae.